This is a messenger RNA of Andrographis paniculata, 2642 nucleotides long. RefSeq names its product probable serine/threonine-protein kinase At1g54610. Gene Ontology annotation, cellular component: cyclin-dependent protein kinase holoenzyme complex; nucleus. The transcript has 7 exons. The coding region runs from base 388 to 2373 and encodes 661 amino acids. The record is from RefSeq and is a predicted model, not a curated record. Gene Ontology annotation, biological process: positive regulation of transcription elongation by RNA polymerase II; protein phosphorylation. Gene Ontology annotation, molecular function: cyclin-dependent protein serine/threonine kinase activity; ATP binding; RNA polymerase II CTD heptapeptide repeat kinase activity. NCBI's taxonomy places the organism in Eukaryota, Viridiplantae, Streptophyta, Magnoliopsida, Lamiales, Acanthaceae.
UGUUUCUUUUGAUACUUGAAUAUGAUCAUAAUAGAUUAAGGAGGAGUUUAUGGUAGGACGUAAUUGGGUGUUGAAUCUUGAUCUUGAUUGAUUCAAUUCAAUGGCACCUAAAAUUUCUGGGAAUUCUAUUCUCCCUUUCCCUACAAAAAGUUUCUCCGUCGCUCAUUUGAUUCCCCAUUUACUCUAUCUCAUCGUUCUUUCAUCAACACGCUCUUCUCUAUUCGAACGAUACCUAGUGCACGCCAACUGCUCGAUCAAAUGCCUCUGUGCCGAAAAAAAUAGAAUGCCCGGCCGUGAUGUUGAUGUUGAGAGGAUACGGAUUUAGAAUUAGCAUUUUGCUUGGCAUAUCAGAAUUCCUGUUAAGAAAAACAAAGAUCGAAUUCGAAUAUGGGCUGCAUUUGUGCAAAAGGAGCCAAAUCGGAGGGAAGAAUCGGUAGCAGCAAGCGAUCGGAGAGACGUUCGAAAAGAGUAUCAUCAUCAAGGAAGGAGGGAAUUUCUCCACAGAUAAUCAGUUUUCGAAAUUCCUCUUGCAAGGAGAGGAUAGAGGUGAAUUCUGCCGAAAAUGGCGCCAAGGAAGGCGGUGGUGAAGAAUGCAGCAGCUCGACGCUAGCUCCGUUUGAGGAAGGAGGCGAAAGACCGAAUUUGGCCACGAUUGAGGAAGAGGAUGAGAGAGUUGAUGCAAUUGACAAACCAGCUGAGCAAGGAUUCGUAAGAAUCGAAACGCCGAAAUGCGGAUUGCAGGGGGAGCAGCCGAGGAUUUGCACGGCAUUGAAUGUCCGGAACGGAAUCGACGAGGCGCAAGUCGCAGCUGGAUGGCCGACGUGGCUCAGCGCCGUGGCAGGCGACGCCAUCAGAGGAUGGCUACCGCGAAAGCUAGAAUCGUUCGAGAAGUUAGACAAGAUCGGUCAAGGGACGUACAGCAACGUGUACAGAGCUCGUGAUCUCGAAACCGGAAAAAUCGUUGCGCUGAAGAAGGUGCAUUUUCAGAACAAGAGCCGCGGCAGUGUUCGAUUCAUGGCUCGCGAAAUCGUAAUCCUACGGAUGCUCGACCACCCGAACGUGAUGAAACUCGAAGGUCUGAUCACUUCUCGAUUUUCAGGCAGCUUGUACCUCGUAUUCGAGUACAUGGAGCACGACCUCGGCGGGCUCGGAGCUUUACACGACUUCACCGAACCUCAGAUCAAAUGCUAUAUGCAACAGCUAUUCCACGGGCUCGAACACUGCCAUAGCCGAGGAGUGCUACACCGCGACAUUAAGUGCUCAAAUCUUUUGAUCAACGACAAUGGGAAUCUGAAGAUUGGUGAUUUCGGACUUGCAUCUAGGUUUCGCCCCGGAGAGAAACAGCUUCGAACUACUUGUGUUGUAACCCUAUGGUAUCGACCGCCUGAGCUUCUGCUCGGCGUUGCAGAUUAUGGAACAGCAGUAGAUUUGUGGAGUUCGGGUUGCAUUCUUGCUGAACUUUUUAAAGGGAAACCGAUAAUGCCGGGAAGGACUGAGGUUGAGCAGCUGCACAAGAUCUUCAAGCUUUGCGGUUCGCCCUCGGAGGAUUACUGGAAAAAUUUAAAAUCGCCCCGUGCAAUGAUCUUCAAACCUCCACACCCUUACAGACGAUGUCUUGCUGAGGCGUUCAAGGACUUCCCGGCUUCACCUUUAGCCCUUCUCGAAUCUCUCCUUGCUUUCGAACCCGAGCAAAGAGUAUCGGCCGCUGCUGCGCUCCAAAGUGAGUUCUUCUUUAGAGAGCCUUUGCCUUGUGAGGCGUCGACUUUGCCAAAAUAUCUGCCUAGCAAAGAGAUUAACGCCAAGGCGCGAUGUGAGGGGGCGACACAAAGACGAAAAGCCAUUGCCGGAAAGGCGAGCGGGCUUGAAUCUAUGGGAAACAGCGCCGACGAAUCGAGAGAUGUCGCGACACUCGACUCUGAUGCUGAGUUUAAAGCAUUCAUGAAGAAAUGGAGCCGGCAGUCGAUGUGCAACCUCGACGAAUACAAUCCUGAGGACGACGAUUCUUGUUACACGAUCGAACUUCCAAAAGGGUACAUGCAAAACAACGAGCCCGAGCCAUCUGAACACGACAAAAGGCGUGAUCUUGAUUCGCCAUCACCGUCGGAUCCAUCUGAGUACAUUGAGUUGAAGUUCGGGGGAAUGAGCGAUCCUCAGGCGACAGCCUCGGGGCCGGGAUUGUCUGCAUUCCCUUAUUCAAUUAUGGACAUGGACGGCGGCAGCCCUCCGCUACACUUCAAUAGAAAAACCAGCAUUGACCUUAAAUUUACAUCGCCGGAACAUUGGUCAGAUGCCGCCGCCGCCGCCAGAGAGAAGCAAACCAACGGCGCCAAGGUGUCUGAUCCUGUUUUUGAAAUAGUAGGAGAUAAGAAAUAGGUGUUUUAGAGGAGAGAAUUUUUUUGUAUGUAUGUAUAUGUAUAUAUUAGAAUGCUUGACUAGUGUUGGCCUGAAAAAUUCGAUUUUUGGCCUUAAACAUCUCGUCGGGAGGAUUUUUAGAUUCUCGGGCAAUUCGAUGCAAAUCUCCAGUAGUAUAUGAUAUAUUUGAGAAAAUAUAAGAUAAAUCAAUCAAAGAAAAGACGGAAAAUCUAAUAGCCCGUAAAGUAAGCCCGACAAAUCAAGUUAAACAAACCAUAUGUGACUUGGAG